Molecule: messenger RNA, 1511 nt
Organism: Culicoides brevitarsis
Lineage: Eukaryota; Metazoa; Arthropoda; Insecta; Diptera; Ceratopogonidae
Product: transcription factor grauzone-like
Exons: 2
Coding region: 1-1500 (499 amino acids)
Biological process (GO): regulation of transcription by RNA polymerase II
Cellular component (GO): nucleus
Molecular function (GO): RNA polymerase II transcription regulatory region sequence-specific DNA binding; DNA-binding transcription factor activity, RNA polymerase II-specific; zinc ion binding
Source: RefSeq, a predicted model, not a curated record
AUGUUGAAUAAAUCAUGUUAUUUGUGUCUCCAAGUCAUCAACGAUCCAUUUUUUGACUCAAAAUCUUUAGAAGAAGUAAAGGAACAGAUCGAAACCGUAUUCAAAAUUGAGCUCACAAAUGAUCCGGAAGAUGCCAAAAUUUGCCCAUUUUGUGCAGAUAAACUACAAAUAUCGCUUGAAUUAUAUCAAAUAAUCAUCGAAUCUCAAAAUUUACUGAGCCAACAGAAGGUAGAAUGUAAUUUAGAGCUCGUUAAAGUUGAGGAACCGACGAUAUCAGAGAAACUUCCUGUGAUAAAACUCGAAAGAAUUAUCGUAGAUGACCCAGUUUUGCCGAAAUUGAAGAAAAAAAGGGAGAAAACUUCACCGAAACAGCGGAAAAAGAAAGAAAAAUACGAUUUGGUUGAAGAAAUUUCGUUAAAAACAGAGAAAAUUGAUGACAACGAAGCUUUAGAAGAUGAAGAAAAGUCAAAAUCGAAGAAAAAUCGUGAAAAAGAUCGACCUUUGAGAUGCAAUCAGUUCAUCGACAAAGCUCAACUCGACGAAGAAGACCGCCAAAUCAAAGAAUUUUUCCAUUUCUCGUGUGAACAAUGCUCGGAAUCCUUCGAACGUUUCUUUUUAUACAAAAAUCAUCGAUACGAAAAGCACGGCGAUCCGAACGCUUCAAUUGUUUGUUGUGGUCUUCGUUUAAACAAGCGGAUUCGAUUGCUGGAUCACAUGAUUUUCCACACAAAUCCCUCGAUGUUCAAAUGUCCCGACUGUGACAAGCAACUUCAGAAUCGAACUCACCUCAGAGACCAUCGACAGCAACAUCAUCAGCUCCCAAAACGAAGCGGCGUCACCCAUCAAUGCGAAAUUUGCUCAAAAACCUUUCAGCGGAUACGAACUUUGCAAAAUCACAUGGACACCCAUUUGCCAAAACAUGAAAAAGAAGCGAAAAAACUCUUUUUGUGCAACGAAUGUCCCGGCGUUGCGUUCAAACUGAAAGCUCAAAUUGCGAGGCACAUGCGAAAAAUCCAUCUGAAGCUCUACAACUUCAUUUGCGACAUUUGUGCGAAAACUUUUAAGAAUAAAAAUGACUUUUUGUAUCACUACCGCAGCAUGCACGACGUGAAACCGCUCCCGAAAAUGAAGUGUCAUCUUUGUAACGCUCUGCUGCUGAACGAAAAGUGUCUCAAUGCUCAUAUCGCGAGAAUUCACAAGCAUGGCGGGCCUCACGAGUGUCCCAUUUGCGGUAAAAUAGCGCCAAGUAGUCAAGCGUUGAGGCAACACAGGAUUUAUGUGCACGAGUCGGAGCGGAAAUUCAAGUGCACGCAUUGCGGCAAGGGAUUCAAGCGGGAAGUUGAGAUGAAGGAACAUGUCACGACGCAUAUCGGAGGAGCGCUGUACACGUGUCAGUUUUGCGAGAAGACUUUUAAUUCGGGAGCCAAUAUGUAUGCGCAUCGGAAGAGAAUGCAUCCCGUGGAGCAUCAGAGGAUGGUGCAGGAAAAGUUGAAUAAAUGAAAAAUUUAAUU